Molecule: messenger RNA, 5974 nt
Organism: Morone saxatilis (striped sea-bass)
Lineage: Eukaryota; Metazoa; Chordata; Actinopteri; Moronidae
Gene: mbd6
Product: methyl-CpG binding domain protein 6
Exons: 13
Coding region: 760-5787 (1675 amino acids)
Cellular component (GO): nucleus; chromocenter
Molecular function (GO): DNA binding; chromatin binding
Source: RefSeq, a predicted model, not a curated record
UCUCCACAAUCAGGAACAUUUCAGUCACUUAGCUCUGGUAGCCUAGCUGCUAGCGUUAGCCUCCAGAUCACAGGCGCAGUAAAAUGAAGCGUUAUUGCCCUUUGUUUUUAAAUCGGACUGGAAGACGUUGCAUAAACGCUGAGAGCUGAUCGACCGCGCUGAUACGUGGGUUGAAAGGUGGAAUUGUUUAUUUUACGGUUAUUUAUUUAAGUAUCGGCCGUUUUCAAAACAUUCUCCGGCUAGUCCCGUUAGCUGCCCGGCUAACUCUUGAUUCUCCCGCGAGCCAGAAAAGCGAAGAGAGUAAAACUUCGCCAACACGGAGAGAAAGGUUGAUAGGUCCUGCUAACACUGACGAUAGCUCACGACUGUCAAGAAGCCACUGCUAUCUGCUCUUCGAGGGUUUGUGAGCAGCAGUAUUGGAGCCUGGCUCGUUUCUGGUCACCGUCGCUAACACGCAGGAGUUUUGCAGCGGAGUGUUUUGUGCUCCUGACAGCUGUCACGACAACAUAGUACAAAGCUCACCAUCUUCAUCCAAGACUCUACUCUGAUGUGAACCGAACAAACGAAUCUGCAGGAGUCGUCCUCUAAGUUGAGGAUCUGCCUCAUAGCUGAGGAAAGUGUUUGAGCAUCAAGUCAGGUUUUACUGGCAGUCUGUGUGCUUCUCACCCACCAGCAUGUACAUUGGACAGUGGAUACCUUAGCCAAAACAGAUCCUGGCUUCCCAAAGAUGACAAGGUGCUGGCAGGCCGCAACGACAAAAUGAUGGGAGGCAGUGAGACUGUAAGUGGGGACAAGGAUGGGGUCCACACCACUGCAAUACACGUCCCCAUCGGCUGGCAGAGGAGAAUGGAGGGCGGGCGGGUGAUCUACGUCAGUCCCAGUGGCACUCCCCUCUCCUCUCUGGACGAAGUCAAGACCUAUCUGUUGAGUGAUGGCACCUGCAAGUGUGGUCUUGAGUGUCCACUCAUCAUCCAUAAGGUUUUCAGCUUCACUGUGGGAGUGAAGGUGGAGCAGCACAGCCAUCCGUUAGGCAAAGCAGAGCAGGACAUGACCAAACUGUGUAACCACCGCAGGAAAGUUGUGGCUAUGGCUGCACUGUGUCGAAGUAUGCAGGCCUCACAGCUGCCUUUUGCCAACAUUCAUCAUCCAGAGAUGAGCAGUGGAGUGGACAGCCACGAUCCAAAGCGAGUACAUGUGCAGCGGGAAGAAGAGGACCAUGGCAUUUACCAUCCCAAACUCCAUCCAGUUACAGCUCGACCCCACAGCAACCUCCACCCGAACCCCUGUGCCAGCCCCAAAUCCUCCCACCAGUUUAUUUACCCUUACAAUGGUUCCUCCCCUGUCCUUCACACAGGCACAAACUCUCACCAUCCCCUAGAGGCUUUGAGAAGGCUUCACCAGCCUCCUCCUAUCCCUGCCUCCUCCAGCUCUUCCUCCAGCUCCUCAUUCCCAUCUGCCCAGAGGUCACCUCGCACCCCCACACCUCAGAAUGUCAGUCAAGGUCAAAGAACACCUAAAACCCCGGAGACUCCGGGUUCUCCUCGGCUCACGCCCCUCUCUUCACCUCCUCCCUCUUCCCCUAUGACCAUGGGUGGAAGAGGAGCACAGACUCACACUCAUCAUCCUCAUGGUGUCAUUGUGGGAGGCUCCCCCCUCUCUCCGUCUCCCUCUCUCUCUCCCUCUGUCCAUAACAUGAACUGUGUGUCUCCUCACCAGCGAUCCCGCCACCCUUCAGCCUCUCCUUCCCCUCUCUCUGAUCAGGGAGGAGGCUCAACAGCAGCAGCAGCAGCAGGAGGAGGACUGAUGGGAAGUAACUUGUCUCAGAGGAGGAAAUCCACCUCUUCCUCUCCACACUCCCCUCUCUCCAGUGGCUCCCCAAACCCCAGCCCCCACUUCCCCAAGUACAAGUUGGAAGACAUUUUAGAGCAGUUUAAGAACUCAGGCAACAGCAGCACUAAUAACCACCACCUACUUAUCUCUACUAACCCCUCCUUACUUACCAACCAAAGCAGUAGCAACCUUCAUACUCUCUCCUCGAAGCCCUCAAAGAGCACCAUAAGUCCGAUUCCCAGCUCAGUACCGCCAAGUUUUGGGUUGAACUCUGCUGGGCCUUCUAGUUUACCUCUGGGGCCAUUUCUAAACCACCACCACCACAGCCAUCAGAGCAAGCUACCACACCCAGCUUCUUUCCCUGCGAGUAGCCUUCUCUCUGCAGCUGCCAAGGCUCAACUGGCUAACCAGAUAACCCAGGGUCAGAGCUCAAAUGUGGCCAGCAACCCGGUGAGCUUGCCCUCUUCUCUGGAGGCACAGCAGCAACAGUCAUCAAAGGUAACAAACAGCACUUUACAUAACAGCCACCCUCCCUCCUCCAUCGCUUCUACUAGGCCUCCCCAUCCCUCCCUUGCAGCAGCCUCAUCCGUCCUCUUUCCUCCAUCCCACUCUCUGGCCCAGUCCCUGGCUUCCUCCUUGCCCCACCUGCCUCCCACAGCAGAGCGCAAUGCAUCGCACAGGAAGAGGCAACGCCGAUCACCCACAGUGCUCAGCAUGCUAAGAGACACCCAGCAGCUGGCUAAUGGGCCGCGGAAGACCCCACCAGGAGAUGCCGUUACUGCUACAGCUAUCAACCUAUCCUCCUCCUCCUCUUCCUUCCCCUCCUCGCAUUCCUCCUCUACCUCAGCUGUGCAGAACCAGAAUGCUGUCAUGUUAGAAAACCAUCAUCAUCUCCUCCCCGGGCAGAUGCCAAGGCUCCCUGCUCCCAGACAGAUAGCACACCUUUCCAGGCCUCCUCGACAAAAUGAGGCCCUGGAUUUCACUACAGGCCUGACGCCUACACCUCUUGGCUUGGAUCCUCCAACCCAGCCUCUGUCUGCUCUGUUACACCUGCUCAGUGUGCAGAAUGCGCAGGCCACGGCCUCAGCAUCCAACUCUGCUUCAGCUCAGCCAGGAUCUGUGUCUAUUGAAGGAGGUGGACCCACUAAUAAACAGAGCCCUAGACUGUCACCCUCUUCUCCAUCCCCUCAUUCUAAUGCCAGGCACCGACAGACUCAGUCACCAUGCCGAACCAGUAACACUAAUCCCCUACCCUCGGUGCCGCAGCCGCUUUCUCCUCCUCCCACUUUCUCUCAGUUCAGAUCUGUGCAGUCUCCAUCACAUCCUCAGUCUACUAAAUCCAGUCCUCUACAGAGACAUUCUCCUUCUUCUACAGUGCUGCCCAACUCGAAUUUAGCUUUACACAACAGCAGCAGCCCAUCCCAGCACAUGUCCCCGCCUCCCUCAGACAAACAUCAGCAAACUGAGAAUCACAUUCCUACAAUAGACUCUGUUUCCCAGGCACCGUUGCGGGAAGCCUCACCACAGGGCACUGUGGCAAGGGAGAUUGGUAGUAACAGCAUAUCUACAUCAGUCGACCUGAGUCAUUCUCAAGGCAGUGUUUCUAUGGCGAUAUCCAGCUCCCCGAAGCCUCUUGAUCUUAGCAACCAUGUCCUCGCCCUUCUUGCAGCAUCUUCCACUGUUCCCCAGGGAGAGGGCUGCUCCUCUGACCGUAAUACUGAUGUUGUGAUGUCUUCCCAAGGAAAUCCCACUGCAGGGCCAGAGGAGCCUAGAUGCAUGGACCCGAAGGUCUCCAUAGUGACCAAACCUCCAGCAGCCACUAGCCCUGGGCCCACUAUCUCCUCUCGUCUUGGGGAUAAUCACAGUCCUCAUACACCUUCAGCUGUGGGCGACUCAACGGCUCCCUUACCUCUGGCAGAGGCCUUCCCCUUCAUGAAUCAAGAGCAACUGCUUCAACUGCUGUCCUCCACAGGAGGUCUUCCAUCCCUCCUGGACCCUGCAGGCCUGGCUUCAUUGCCACUGGGGGGGUUGUGGUUGGGAGGUCAACAUGCACAGAUACCCCCCUCCAAUGCUACACCACAGAAUCUUGCAGAGCAGCAGCAGUCAGAGCAGCAGCAGUUACUGAUGCAACAACAAGAGACACAGCAGCAAAACCAGGAUCAACAACAGAAGCAACAACAGAUGAACAACAAUCCUCUGUUUCCCUUGUUGCCCUUGUUGAGUGGUGCUCAAGGGGAGCUGCCUCUGAACCUUUUGGGCCUGCUGAACCCUCUCCCAGCCCCAUCCUCAACCCCUAACCCAGGACAGGAAGCUGAUUUAGGGCUAACAGAAAAACCUAGCCUUCAGGCUCUGCUUAUGGCGUCCUUGUUGUUCGGGCAACAUCAGGCACCUUUGUUAUCUCUAUCUGGCCUCGGUCAGUUAAGCCAAGUCAGCUUGGAAGUUCCUCUCCAGCAGCCACAGCAGCUGGAGGGUCUCACCCUGGAUAAGACCUCUGGCCUCCUGGAUCCAUCAACCCUACAGGGCCCAGGGCUCUUGGAGGUCGCCCAGGGCCUUCUUUCCAUUCCUCCAGGAGCUGAGGCCUCUAUCCAAGCCCUGCAGUCUCUGCUCCUUCCUGCCACUCUUCCUCCUCCUCCCGCAGCCUUCCUGCCCCUCAGUCCUGCCUUGCUCACUGCUGCCCUGAGCUCUGCUGAGCUCCACCCACCUCCCCACACCCAUUUAGCUCCUGCACAGCAAACCCAACAUACCCAACCUCAGGUAUCUACUGAUGCUGGUGUUGACACCCUCAUCCCCCUAUCUCUCCAAGGCAAGGACAACCCCAUCCUUCAACAGUUACUGCCCACUUUGCUUAACCCUGCUGUAUUAGGAGAUCUUUCUGCCAUCACAGGCCUCCAUAACAUUUUGGGGAUUGGAGCAGGUUCCAUCCUCCUACCCCCAGUCCAGGGCAUGCCUCUGCUGCAGGGUCCUGAUGGAGCCAUCAACUUGCUGAACAACAUACAGCUAAACCUUGCACCACCUUCAGAAGGAGAGAAGCCAGUUUCAUUGCAGGAAACACAAAGCCCUGCCCCACAGGAAGACAUUCCAGCCAGUCAGAUUGCUCCCGAAGUGGUCCCCAGUCCUGUUCCAGCUCCAGCUCCAGCCCCUACCCAAGAACCCACCCCACCCCCACAGCGAGUGUCUGAGGGCAGGUCUGUUAUCGAUCCUUACACCUCUUUCAUGGACACGAUUUAUACCUCCUUCCUACAAGUCAGUGCUAAAGAGCAAGAAGAAAGGGCCCACUUGGGGCCAUCUGACCCAACUUCACCCUUCUGUGCCUUACCGCCGGUUUCUUUCCCUAUGGAGCACCAUACCCCAUCCACCCCUGUCUCAACUCUGCCCCAGGCAAGUGCCCCAGUCUCCCUCAGCCCACGUCGGGCCUGUUCCCUCCGCAACCCAGACUUAUCCCGACUCAGCCUGGAAGCAGCAGCCCAUUCCCCAGCCCAGGGGACCCCCAAACCCACUGAGGAUGGGUCUACGCUACCCUUACAAAGGAAACCGGUCAUGGUAGAUGGACAUACUCACCCAGAGCCUCCUCUGCCACCCAUAUACUUGGAGGAGGCAAAGACAGACUGUACUGGGCCGGCUGCGGCUGUGUGCCCCUAUGUGGAGGCAGGGGUGGACAGGCAGGGGCAUCUUUCUCAUGCGGGGUACCUCAGUCCCAGGGAUGGAUGCAGUGGGAGGCCCAAUGAGGAGACAGCUGGGACAUUGCUGCACACUGAACAGGGAAGGGAUCAAGCAGGACCAGCGGGUGGAGCCAGAAGAGGAAGGAAAAGGAAACAAACGCUACAGAAUGUGUUAGAAGACUUCAGAGACAUGGAUGCUACAGCACUAGAGGAAACCAAGGCUACGACAGCACUGCUGAAGCCUGAGAGGUCAGUCCGCGGCAGGAGGCGACGAGGCGCCAGGUCUCAGAGGCAGUGAUUGGUGGAGGGAGCUGUAAGUCAGAGCUGUUCGUCAAUCAAAGGCGGCCAGACGCCUCUUUCCCCCUCCAUCUCUCCACCAUCAUCACCACUGUUAAGACCUUUCUUUUUUUUAAAUUCAGCUGCACUAAUAUUAUGCCGUUGUCAUGUCAACCAUUGUUAUGGCAACCACUAUGGAAAAAAAAAAA